CUGUAAUAUAAGAGCUUGUAUUUAGCAAGAGUGAAGAUCAAAUUGUGAUUUCGUAGUUCACCAUUCAGUCUGUGAUUUGCGCGAUCGUUUGAGAAAUUUGUAUUUUUUUAUUUUAAAAAGCGUUUGAUUAUUUUUUCGAAAUGGCUGCGUUUAAAUUGAUUAUUUUUUUGGCGAUUUCUAUGGCUUUUGUGAUGUCUGUCCGUUGCCAAGAUGAAUUCAAUGAAGAAAUAGAAACUGGACUCGGCGAUCGUACUAGUGAUGUUUCAGUCAGUCCUGGUCUAGUAAACGGAACAACCCCCGAUGGGAAAGGAGGAUUCAUCAACUGCGUUAAAGAGAAAGUGAAGAAAGUUGUAGACAGAGGAAAACAAGUAGUCAAAGCAGCGGGUGAAGCUAUUUCGAAGGGAUACAACGAUUUCAAAGCUAAAGCUAAGGAUAUCAUCGGAAAGAAACAACCAGAAUCGAUGUCCCCGUCUUCGCCCAAGGAUCCGAACCAGAACCAGCCAACACCAUUCUCACCCUCAGAAUCAUAUCCUUAUCCAUCAGCCCCGAUUCCUGGACAAGGACAACAAAAUUCGCGUACUGAGCAAUCAACCUCUGAAGAUCCAUAUGAAUUAAUAGAUCAGCGUAAUGGUUUCAAGAACUAGGUUCCUUUUUUAAUUUUUAAGUACCUACCUAAUUUUAAGGCUACCUAUUUUAAUUACCUUGAUCGUUAAAUGAUCGAGUAUUUUGUACAGAUUUUUUUCAUGUCAGUCGUUUUUUAAAAUAAAUUAUUUCGAAAUUUUGAAAAUAA
Messenger RNA from Planococcus citri (citrus mealybug), 790 nucleotides. RefSeq lists its product as uncharacterized. The record is from RefSeq and is a predicted model, not a curated record. Bases 141 to 644 code for a protein of 167 amino acids. Lineage: Eukaryota; Metazoa; Arthropoda; Insecta; Hemiptera; Pseudococcidae. The transcript is spliced from 2 exons.